Actinia tenebrosa (Australian red waratah sea anemone) is the source of this 983-nucleotide messenger RNA. Its product is annotated as thioredoxin domain-containing protein 12. The record is from RefSeq and is a predicted model, not a curated record. Gene Ontology annotation, cellular component: endoplasmic reticulum. Lineage: Eukaryota; Metazoa; Cnidaria; Anthozoa; Actiniaria; Actiniidae.
UAACGUCCAAAACAAAACAAUAUUUUUCUGAAUGAUUUAGUUUCCAUGGAUUUCAAAAAAUCUCGUUUAAUCAGCCUGUAAUCAUUAACUACGUAGCUUUAUAAGAUUUAUUCAUCACAAUUACCAGGCUACCAAAAGCAUCGGGUCUUUAUACGAUCUAGAAGUUUUCGACAAAAAUUGUGUUUUGAGAUCUUUAGGUCUUUAUUGUUGAUCCUCAGUUAUUUACAAACUCCAUUAUUCUAACAUAGCACCUGCAGCCUCCAUAUUACCAUAUUAUUCAGAAUACUUUAUUCCUACAUACUCUAAGACUGUGAACCUCGUCAAAUCUCAAAAUGGAACAAACAAAUCGCACCAAUAUUAACCUCUCGACUCGUUUGAGUCUUGCUCUUGUGAUGGGAUUUUUGGUGGUGUUUUCUGUGGUUUCUCCUUGUCUCUCCAUCGAUUCAAGAGGAUGGGGAGAUGAUAUAAAAUGGAAGACAUUUGAAGAAGGAAAAGAAGAGGCAAAAACUAGUCACAGGCCUAUGAUGAUGGUGAUUCAUAAGACAUGGUGUGGCGCAUGUAAAGCUCUGAAGCCAAAGUUUGCAGCAUCUAAAGAAAUUGCUGAACUGAGUAAAAAGUUUGUGAUGGUGAACAUCCAGGACGACGAAGAGCCAAAAGAUCCUCAAUUCCAGCAAGAUGGUGGAUACAUUCCUAGGAUAUUCUUUUUAGAUUCGUUUGGACAAGUUCAAAAGGAUAUCAUAAACGAUGGAGGAAAUCCUUCAUACAAAUAUUUCUAUGGCAAUGCAAAUUCAAUUGUUAAUUCAAUGAACAGUGCUUUGGACAAGAUGAUUCAAGGUGUCCGCAUUGAAGAUGAAUUAUAAUCAAGAUGAUCCAAGUCUUACCGGGGAUUGGGUGGGGCUAUAGUGCUCAUUAGUCAUAUAAUUCUAGUAACUACUAGAUAGAAUAAAUGUAGAAAGACUAUUAAAUUUAUAAAAUUGUCGUAA